Bactrocera tryoni is the source of this 1073-nucleotide messenger RNA. RefSeq lists its product as uncharacterized. NCBI's taxonomy places the organism in Eukaryota, Metazoa, Arthropoda, Insecta, Diptera, Tephritidae. The coding region runs from base 204 to 1073 and encodes 289 amino acids. The record is from RefSeq and is a predicted model, not a curated record. The transcript has a single exon.
ACAAAAACUAAAUUUCGUUUAUUUUUUCAUAUAGACAAAUUAAAAUUAACUCGUCUUAGCUCUUUUACCCGUCUUUUGUUUGAUUUUCGUUUAAAAUUUCGUGUAAAAUUCGCAAAACAUUCGGUUAAAGGCAAAAUUAUCGCAAUAACUGUUAACCACUUUGCUCCAACCAAAUCCACAACACUCCAAAUAUCCUCUACAAAAUGAAUCCUGUACAAAUCUAUUGGGCUGAGCACAAAGGCGUAACGCUCGACGAACAGCAGCGCGACAUAUGCAUACGCGACAUACCGCAAAAAUGGCUGCCACGCAUUGCCGACUUCAUGGUGGAGAAUUCCUAUCGCACCAAUCGGCUGUACGCACAACUGAAGAUACACGAUAAUCCCGAUGUGGAACAAACGUAUCGUCGUUACGUAGAUCACGUGCUGCAAAAUGAAUGCAGUAUUAUGGUAAUCGACGAGCAGACUAACGAGAUCUACGGCGUAGCGCUGGUCAAAUGGAUGACCAAAAAGUGGCGCUCUUGGACCAUUUGGCUGCAAAUAUUCGAUACGUUUCUACUCUUCGCCGAGUUCAUGCUACUCGGUCGUAUGCUAGUGCUGAAGUACGAACAAGAGCAUCCGGAGCAUGAGCCUGAUAGCCUACACCUCUUCGAGUAUUAUUUGCAUCCCGAGCUUAAGGCAGAUCCGGUCUUCAUGCAGAAAUUCUUCUAUAGCAUUUUGGAAGUGGCGCGUCAUAUGUUGAUGCCACGUGUCUCCUUUGUAGCCGCAACGCUGGAGCAGCAACAGCAGGCUGAAGCUUUCGGUUUUCAAGCGCUCUCACAUCUUAUCUACUCGCUGGUGGAAGACAGCGGUGUGCGCACCUUUCAGUCGCUGCGCGAUAUUGAAGAAAUGUAUAUGGUGUUGUAUGAGCUACCGGUUGGACCGAUAAUACCCUUCUAUACCAUGCCGCCACCGCAUCCGUACGAUGAGGAGGAUCGUUUGAAGCACGAGCCGCAUGCAAAGCAUGAAGGUGAGGAAACCGCUGCAUAUGAUGAAGAUUCAAAUCGACACUCCUUUUCCAAGCUGGCUAUAAAGUAG